This is a messenger RNA of Epinephelus fuscoguttatus (brown-marbled grouper), 2482 nucleotides long. It is a transcript of the gene tmprss7, whose product is annotated as transmembrane serine protease 7. NCBI's taxonomy places the organism in Eukaryota, Metazoa, Chordata, Actinopteri, Perciformes, Serranidae. Gene Ontology annotation, biological process: proteolysis. Bases 95 to 2476 code for a protein of 793 amino acids. The transcript is spliced from 17 exons. Gene Ontology annotation, molecular function: serine-type endopeptidase activity; protein binding. The record is from RefSeq and is a predicted model, not a curated record.
AGUGUGAAUGUGUCCCCCUCCCUGGCUGUAGAUUGCAGAUGUGUCUGUGGAGGUGGCCACAGUCGACCAUACUCUGCAGCAGAAGCUCCGCAGGAUGUACAGGAAGACCAGACGGAAGCCCAAGGGACUCAAGAGGCUGUGGGCUCGUCUUUUGAGUGUCCCGCACCUUGCUAUCAUCAUUGCAGCAGUGGUGUUUGUGGUGGUGACUAUCAUGUGGUCACUGCUUUGGGUCUUCCUAUUCCGCAGGGAAAGCAACACAGGAGUGUAUUUUGCUGGGAUGUUCCGUGUUGCCAAUGUGGAGUUUAUCCCCGAGUACCGCCAGGCAGAGUCCCAUGAGUUUGUAUCCAUGGCAAACAAAAUACAACAUGUGGUGAGCAAUGUGUACAAGAUGUCCUCAGUGGCCAGACUCUACAAGCAAGCUGUCAUUUCAGACCUCAGUAACAACAAUAAGGGCGGCGUGCUGGUUCAUUUCUGGAUGGUGUUUGUGGUCCCUCGACUAAAGAGCCCAGCAGUGUGUGAGGAGUGUGUAGGAGCCAUUUUCAGAGACUCAGUCCAUACCACUCUGCAGAACAGGUCGUCUGUAGGCUACCUGCUAGGUCUCCCGGUGGAUAUAGACUCCAUCCUCAUCAAUGCUGUCCAGCGAUCAGAUUAUUCAUCAAAUGGAGCAGGCUCCCAGUGUGUAGAUAAGCUGUAUGCCAACCUCCCUGGAGUGAGCGUCCCUUUAAACGUCUUCUCAUCAUGGGGUGGUGUGAACUGCUAUGUGAAACUCACCGCUGUCCCAGGCUCUCUGAUUCGUCUGACCGUCACCUCAUUCCACAUUGAGCCCAGCGACUGUGUGAGCGAUGCCCUGACUGUGUACGAUGCCCUGCUGCCCAUGAGAGGGCGCAUUCUGCACAGGCUGUGUGAGCCAGUGUCCAGCUCCGUCUCCCUGGUGUCUACCUCCAAUGUCAUGUUGCUGUCCUUCAGAAUGACAAAUGGCAAUAAGAGCUUCAGAGGACACUUUGAGGCCAUCGCUGAAGAAAUGUGUUUGUCUCAAAUUGAGACCCACCUAGAGCCUGAUAUCGGUGGUCAGAUCUACAGCCCCUUCCACCCCAGCCUUCUGCCCCCACAGUGCUUCUGCAUCUGGAAGUUUAAGACCCCCAGCAGUGCUUUGGGAGUUGCUCUGCAGUUUCAGAACUAUGUAUUGAAACCAAAGGGCAUGAAGGGCUGUGAACACGGCUGGUGGAAGGUCAAUGAAAUCAUUUUCUGUGGCAGCUACGUGGGACACCAGACGGUGUUUCGGAUCGCUGACCACAGCCCAGAGGUGGAGUUUCGUUGCAGCUCACGUAACUCAGCUCAGUCUUUCCAGGCUUCUUACAGCAGCUACAAUAUCAGCCAACCCUGUCCAGAGAGCCACUUCCUGUGCUCCACAGGACUUUGUGUAGAGAAGAGUCGACGCUGUGACGGUCUUGACGACUGCCAGGAUGAGAGUGAUGAGGUCUUCUGCUCAAGGCCAACAAAGAACUGUGGUGGCAACAGUCCCCUGCAUCCUUUGUAUGUGUGCAACGGAGAGACAGACUGCACCAAUGGAAUAGAUGAGAUCAACUGCACUCAGGAAACAACCUGCUCUGCAAUCAGGUAUCAAUGCAACAGUGGCUCCUGCAUCCUGAAGAAGAACGCCAAGUGUGACGGUAUUGACGACUGUCAGGACCACAGUGAUGAGGCUGACUGUGCCUGUGGUCGUCCCUCCCUGGUGGGGAAGGUGGGUUCAUCUACAGGACCUGAGCGUAUCGUGGGUGGAGAAAACUCUGUGGAGGGCGAGUGGCCGUGGCAGGUCAGCCUCCACAAUUCUGGUAACCUGUACUGUGGGGCCUCUGUUCUCUCCUCUGAUUGGCUCAUCUCAGCAGCACACUGCUUCAGCAAGCAAAGGCUGUCUGACCCACGUUACUGGAGCGCCCACCUCGGCAUGCUGACACAGGGCAGUGCCAAAUACGUGGCGGAGAUCCAACGAAUUGUGGUGCACGAGUAUUAUAACGCGUACACGUUUGACUAUGAUAUCGCUCUGCUGCAGCUGAAGAAGCCCUGGCCUCCCUCUCUAAGCCCGCUGGUCCAGCCUGUGUGCCUGCCACCACCCUCCCACACUGUCACCGACAGCCACCCCUGCGUGGUGACCGGGUGGGGAUACCGCUCUGAGGAGGACAAAGUGCUUCCCUCAGUGCUGCAGAAAGCAGAAGUGUCCCUGCUGAGCCAGACUGAGUGUAAGAAGAGAUAUGGACCUGUUUCCCCACGCAUGCUGUGUGCCGGGGUCCUCUCUGGAGAGAGGGACGCCUGCAGGGGCGAUUCAGGGGGUCCUCUGUCCUGUCAGGCACCAGGUGGGGGUCGCUGGUUUCUGAUUGGUAUCGUCAGCUGGGGGGCGGGAUGUGGCAGACCAAACCUACCUGGGGUCUACACCAGGGUCAGCAAGUUCACCUCCUGGAUCUACGGCCAUAUCAGCUGACACGAU